Messenger RNA from Knipowitschia caucasica, 4086 nucleotides. Lineage: Eukaryota; Metazoa; Chordata; Actinopteri; Gobiiformes; Gobiidae. The record is from the annotation of a GenBank genome assembly.
AUGGAUCCUGCCACGAGGGAAUGGUUCAACUCUCACGAUGCAGAGAUCUCAGAUGAACCACUGCCUCUGAGAGACGACCUCGAAGAUCAAAGACAUUAUGAAUGUAUUGAAGGAAAUGAUCACAUCUAUGAACCAACUAUACAAGGACACAUUCUCCCGUCGAAUGAAAAACCAAAACCAAGAAGUAGCAGUGACAGUGCUCAGACGCAGGAGGCCGUCAGAGGAAUACAGAGGAACAGGUUUUCGGAAUAUUUGCCCGGGCGACAUGGCAUCCCCCCUCCUCCUCUGCCCCCAAGAGGACCUCUCCACAGAGCACAGCCUGCUGAAAACCAAGGGGCCAUUCCCAGAUUUAACAGGUCGAGGACGGAAUGUAUGGAUGUAUGGAAUAUUUUCCUGGAGGACACUCCACAAGGCAGCACCAAAACACUGGCCUCUCUCAGUUCAUCUGUGUCUCAGCUCAUGUCGUGUUACAAACACACUGAGGAGCACAACACGGGCAGAGUGUGGGCACGACUCUCCUACAUCCACCCAGCUCUGCUGCAGCAGGUGGAGGUCACUGUGAGUGUGGCUACAGACUGGGGUCAUCACCAGCUGCCUUUCCCCGCCCCAGUGAACCAAACAGUCGCCAGUGUGAUUGAUAAAGCCUUUAAUUUACUGGACCUGCCCCGCAGCACCAACGGUCGUUAUGUAUUAAAACUGUGUAACUCUGAGGAGUACCUCCACAAUGAGGAGCUCUUGGGAAUGCAUGAAACCAUCCAAACCUACUGCAAGUUCAACAACAUAGUUCCGCUGCGCCUGCUGCACAUCAACGACUUCAGGCACGGUCUGGCACGAGACGGGGAGGAUGACCUGAGGCCCUGCCAGCUCUUGCUGUUCUUGCGCUCUGGAAGUUUCUUCAACGUGAGCAGUGUGAGUCUGCGGGAAAUACUCAGUGACUUCAACAAAGAGGUGGAAAACUUCAUGAAGAGACAGGCCAGUCUGAAUGUCCCUGCGAUUGUGGGAUGCAUCCGCACCAUGAUCAAUCUUCUGUACGGAGUCUCCACUCAGGAGCUGGAGGAUGCUAUUGGGAUGAUCAACCGCAUCAACCCAUUCCCCAUGAGCCCAGAAGAUAAGUCUCAAUGUGAAACUGCUAUCCUCACUCUGCACAAGGCCGUGGAAAAACUUUUGCACAUAUUUUUUGACAACUUCCAGUCUGACUUUAGGCCUCUUGGUGUCAAAAACAAUCCUCCAAUUUGUGACAUUGAAGAAGCAAACGAUAUUCUUCAGUUCAAUGUUGCAGCUCUUUACAAACUACAGCCUGCUUGGAUGAGUUAUGAGUGCUUUUGUGUUUAUUGUGACCUGUUAUACGUAAAUACAAAGAUUUGCGAGAGUGGCAUUUCUGACAACAUUAGCCCAAAAUUAGCUCUGCACGGAAACAAGAUUCAGUGCAACAGGCUGAUGGUGUUCCCUAUUCAAUUAAAGAACAUUCCUUAUGAGUGCAUGUUGAGGUUUCGGUUGAUGGGCUCAAAAAAGGGGAAAAAUCCUGAGCUGUUGUGUUGGGCUGUGCUGCCUCUCUUCAGUCACGGGUGCUUGCUGACUGGGACUGUGCUUCUCAGUAUGUCCACCCUCCCAGAGCACACUGCGCCUCCUUCCCCCGCUCUGACUGACGCACACAGGGAACCCGCUGGGACCCUCAUACAGCUCGACUUUUCACACAAGUUUGAAUGGAUCAUUCAUCGCCCUUGCGCUCUUCCAGGAUCCCCAAUUGUACAUAAAUCCUGUGUCGAUGUCCAAAAUAAAAUGCGAGAGGUGUCUAUGUCUAAGCAUUGCCUUUGCUUCCUCACCCCAAAUGAGAAGGCGUUCUUGUGGAGCAAACGAUAUUGUGCGGACAAAGAGAACACAUUCCUGCAUCUCUUGUUAGGUGGAGUGGAAGAGUGGAAUCCUGCCAGUUUAACAGAGAUCUACACCGUGGUUGACAACUGGGCUAUUCACCUGCCCGAAGAGGCUCUGUUCCUUCUCAGUGACAAUUUUCAUGACAAAACGGUUCGAAAAGCAGCGGUUCAUUACUUUGCACAGAUUCCAGACAGUGAGCUGGAAAGUUUUCUUCCACAACUGGUUCAAGCUUUGAGAAGCGAGUGGGAGCUGGAUGGACCUCUCGUUAUGCUGCUCUUGGAAAGAUCUGUCAAAAACAUUCGCAUCGCCCAGCAGCUUUUCUGGUUUUUGGAAGACGCUCACAACGAUCGCCUUUAUCAGAGCUGGUUCAGUAAAGUGCAGGCGGCUCUUCGUCACUGCUGCGGACACACUUUACGGAAGGAGCUGGAGAAUGAAGUCCGCUUGGUCUCUCUGCUCACUCAAGUGGCCGAUGAAGUCCGACAGGCUGACAAGAGCAAGCGCAAGACCAUUUUAAAUAAAGAAAAAUGCAAGAUUGAAGAUUUCUUUCACACUGGGAGGACCUGCUGUUUAGCACUGGAUCCUGCGGUACACAUCACCGGAGUGGAUCUCGAGGCCUGCAAGUUCUACAACUCCAACGCAGCUCCUCUAGGGCUCUCGUUCGUCUGCAGUGACCCUCUUGCCAACAAAGUCAGCGUCAUCUGCAAAACCGGAGACAACUUGCGGCAGGACAUGCUGGUGCUGCAGAUUGUGCGUAUGAUGGACCGUGUGUGGCUACAGGAGGGUCUCGACAUGCAGAUGGUCACUUACAAAUGCCUCUCGACAGGAAGAACUGAAGGUUUAAUCGAAGUUGUUCCAGACGCAGUGACCUUGGGAAAAAUUCAACAGGAGUGGGGUUUGAGUGGCACCAUGAGAGAUGACACUCUGGAGAAAUGGUUCCACAUGUUGAACAGAACUCAGGAAGAUUAUGAAAAGGCUGUGACCAACUUCAUCCACUCGUGCGCUGGGUGGUGCGUGGCGACUUUCAUCCUGGGAAUCUGUGACCGCCAUAAUGACAACAUCAUGCUGAAAAACACUGGCCACAUGUUUCACAUCGACUUUGGCAAAAUCUUUGGCGAUGCACAGAAGUUUGGCACAUUCAAAAGGGACCGCUCACCGUUCAUCUUUUCUUCUGAAAUGUGUCACUUCAUCACUUGUGGAAGGAAAAAGCCUCAGCGCAUGCAUCUGUUUGUGGAUCUGUGCUGCCAGGCCUACAACGCAAUCAGGGGCCGCUCUGCUCUCAUCCUCAGUCUGUUGGAGCUGAUGCUUCCCUCGGUAAUGCCCGAAGUGAAAAGCAAAAGUGUCCUCCAGUUUGUGCAAAACAACCUGCGACCACAGGAUACAGAUCUCAAGGCGACUUCCUUUUUCACAAAGAAGAUUGAAGAGAGUCUGAAAUGUGUGUUUGUGAAGAUCAUGUUUAUGACUCAUACCUUUGCUCAAGGGAAAAAAAGUGGAGGAGUGAACAGCGAGGGCGGCGGGCCUUCCAGCAGCACAAAUAUCCAGGGUGUUGUCGUUCAAAAACACUCGACGGAUGCAAAACAAGUGAUCUUUGAACUACGAAUCGACAUUGACGACGGCUACACUCUGAAGAACAUGACGUAUGCGGAAUUAGAACUGAUCCAUAAACGCAUUCAGAAGCUCUUUGUCAAUUCAGCGCUACCUCCGUUUCCUUCUCGGCUUCAGAUUCCCUUCACAGCAAGCAGAAAAAUGUCCCUUCUCAAUAAGUACUUCCAGCAGCUUUUUGAUGGGCCUUGCAGAGGGAAUGAAUAUGUGUGUACUCUAUUCACGGAUGGUCCUGAAGCGGCACAACAAACUCUAGACAAAGAAACCUGCGCUCAGAUCCAGCUCGAUGUGAGGUAUGAAGACUGCAAGCUCUCUGUGCUGAUCAAACACUUGAAGAACAUUGUGUCUAGUGACUCCGACAUUUAUGUGGUCACGCGGCUCCGACCGGAUCCACUUCUGUGCUCAAAGAGGAAAACAAAAAUGGGUCGCAAUAAUGGCAACCCAACAUUCAACGAACUGAUCGAGUACGAUGUGCCUGCGAAUGCUGUCCACGGGAUGGUUCUAGAAAUCACUGUGAAAAGUAAAAAGAAAUUUGUGGGCGCCACAAGUUUUAAACUGGAAGAGCACGUACUGAACAAGGAGCAAUGGUUUCCACUGAACAAUUGCGAAGUUUGA